Penicillium odoratum is the source of this 321-nucleotide messenger RNA. RefSeq lists its product as uncharacterized. The transcript has a single exon. The record is from RefSeq and is a predicted model, not a curated record. NCBI's taxonomy places the organism in Eukaryota, Fungi, Ascomycota, Eurotiomycetes, Eurotiales, Aspergillaceae. Bases 1 to 321 code for a protein of 106 amino acids.
AUGCGCUCUGGAGUGGACGGUAGCUUCGUGUGUACCAGCUUUGGGGUCAUUGCCCACACAGCGGCUGGCUCUUAUAUCAGACCUGGUAUCAAAGCCAUGUGCAAACUUUCAUAUGACUCGCUUAUGAAAGCUUGUGAUGAGAAUGGUGGUUACGAGAGGGUCAAGAUCCCGCAGACAGGAAAGAGUUUCGAGGUUUAUGGUUUUGCCAAUUCCAAGGAGACCGAGACAUGCACCACGGAUGGAAGAACAAUUUGCAAGGUUUACGAUUGUGAUGAUACCGCUGGAUGCUCUACUUAUUUAGAUACACUGUAUAUCAUAUGA